UUUGUCAAAAAGUGCUUAACUUUUUGAAAUAAUUCGAUCAUAUUUUCGAAAGUUAUUCAAUUGAAACUGAAUUUGGUUUCUGGAAGAAUAUUUCGUAUCAGCAUAAUUUUUUAAUGACAUAAACGAUUUUUAGAAAUCAAAUAUUUUAAAGCAGGGGAUAUUAGAUUUUACAUUUGUUUUGCUAAAUCUGUUAACCAUCGUUAGAGGUGAACAUUUUUUACAUGGUGUCUAACUUAAAAUGUACAUAUAAAACUAGUAUUCGAUUAAUUAAUGUUGAAGAUAAAAUGGUUCGUUCCAAACUCAGUUCUCGUCUAGUUACACUGAUUAAUAAAAACCUAUUCUAAAGACGAGGUAGGGUUUUUGUAUGUCAAGUUUAGUGGUUUAGUUUAGAGGUUGAUUGAAUUGCAAAUCGAAAUUAGUAUCAGUUCGUGAAUGUCAUAAAGUGUCAUAAAAUGAAAUGUCUCAAGCCUAGGGUGAUUUAUGACCAAAUUCCGCCGGAUGCGAGUCAAAUUUCUGACGUGCUUGUAAACACUUUUUUUUCAAACAUCUUAAAGGAUGAAGCAAUUUCUCGAUACUACGGUAAAAAUUUUACUUGGGAAAAAUCUCUAUGGGGGGUGGGGGUUAAACCAGGGGGCUUAGGUCUAGGUUCAAUAAUUUUUACCAUCCUUUGGACUCCAAUUUGGACUUCCAACCAACAUGUUCUUGGAGGGCGAAACUGCAAGUUCGGAUCUCGGUAUAUGUAAUCUGCUCGCUAAAAAAUUCUCUAGUGUUUUUACCACCGAUUUAAUCUCUGCCGAUCAAAUAGCUAACGCUGUUCGAAACGUUCCUUCCCUAAACGCAUCUUUAAACAUGAUUGCAAUUGAAGAGGAAACUAUUUUAAAGGCAACCGCAAAAAUGAAAAACUCUCUCUCCUCGGGACCGGACGGAAUACCUGCCACAUUUCUGAUACGCUUUAUGCCCCAUUUAUUGUUUCCAAUUAAACGAAUAUUUCAAGCUUCGCUGGACAGAGCAGUUUACCCUUCGCUGUGGAAGGAUGCUUAUAUGUUUCCUGUUCACAAAAAAGGUGACAAAAGGGAUAUAAAUAACUACAGAGGAAUAUCUGCCUUAUGCGCAAUUGCAAAAUUAUUCGAACUGGUAAUUCUGGACCCCAUUUUCUCAUUCUGCAAGGAGUAUUUUUCCAAUGACCAACAUGGGUUUAUGCCCAAGCGUUCAACUAGUACGAACUUAAUGAACUUUACAUCCUAUGUGCAAGAAAGUUUUACAGCGGGUAUCCAAACCGACGCAAUCUACACAGAUUUGUCUGCCGCGUUUGACAAAGUUAAUCAUGAACUUGCUAUUGCAAAACUCGAACGUCUUGGAAUCUGUGGUUGCCUAUUGAAUUGGUUCCGUAGCUACCUGAUCGGAAGAAAACUGACCGUUCGAACUAAGGAUUCGUAUUCCAGACAAUUCCCUGCUACUUCCGGGGUUCCACAAGGGAGCCAUCUAGGACCGAUUGUGUUCCUUAUUUAUUUUAAUGACGCACUUCUACUGCUCGACGGACCAAAACUCGCCUAUGCUGAUGAUCUGAAAUUGUUCAACGUAAUCAAAGGCCCCGAAGACACUGCUGCACUACAAAGGCAAUUCGACCUUUUCGCUACCUGGUGCAACAACAAUUGCCUGGCGUUGAACCGCAAUAAAUGUCCCGUCAUAACAUUUUCGCGCAAAAGGCAUCCCAUUUCCGCCGAUUAUUUCCUUUCGGAUCACUUAAUUGCCCGUGUGAACCACAUCAAAGAUUUAGGUGUGAUUCUUGAUCAAAAACUUGACUUCAAGACACAUACAAACUAUAUAGUGGAUAAAGCUUCUCGAUGUUUAGGCUUUAUUUUCCGCGUGACGAAGGACUUCAGAGACGUAUACUGCUUGAAAAGCCUCUACUGCAGCCUCGUUCGCUCCAUCCUGGAAUAUGCAUCGGCAGUUUGGAGCCCUUUCUACCAGAAUGGCGCUGAUCGGAUCGAAGCUCUACAACGACGGUUUAUGCGAUAUGCUCUACGCCAUUUGAACUGGUCUGACCCGUUCCACCUUCCAAGCUACGAGAACCGCUGCAACCUCAUUAGCCUAGACACGCUACAAGCCCGUCGAGCUGUCACACGGGCCUUGUUUGUCUCCGAUAUCCUGACAACGAAAAUUGACUGCCCUUCGCUAUUGGAAUCAAUCAACAUUAGUGUCAGACCUCAAGGACUACGGAACAGGAAUUUACAGCUCUACACUCCCCUUCGUCAAAACAACUACGGGGCAAAUAGUGCAUUGAUCGGUGUGAUCAAGACUUUCAACCGUUACUCUGAACAUUUUGAUUUCGGUACAUCGAGGGAUUCCUUUAGAAGAAAAAUUUUAAUAGCGUUUAGGUCAAGGAUCCACACUGGGAGAGACGCCUGGAUCGGCAGGACCAGCAGGAUAGGAUGAAGCUUUGCGACAGCGAGGACAGCGUUUGAAACUUUUGUGAACUGACAAUUUCGGUCCAAUAAUUUAGUAGCACACAGCGAACACGAAUUUAAUUUUCUACAAACCCACAUCAACGCGGAACGAAAAUUGUGUCUAUGCAUUCAUAUCGAGAGCGAGCUGAAUGAACUGUGUACCUAGAACUGAUAAGUUAAUGGCAAUUUGAUCGUUGCUGUUGAGGAGGAAUGGCGAGAUGGAUGCGAGGUUGAGGUUAGGCCUCAAAAAUAAAUACUGCAGCGACCACACGAGCUUCCGAAUCCGGUGAGCUUGGAAAAUAGCUGCAAAAUUCAACGAACCGAUGUAAAACAGGCAUGCAGAAUUUGGAGUAGAUUUCAUUGCGCCUGCAGGUAUGCAGCAGCAAAAUGUGAGUUUAGUACAAAAAGCACACGAUCGACAUGGGGAAAAGCGUAAUGAUGAGUGAGAAGAAAUGAUUUCCUUUUCAGGCUGGGCAAAUUUGAAUAAUCCAUUACCAAAUUCAGCUGAACAAGGCAAAAGAGUUAUCAAAUUUCAAUUUAACUUUUUUUUUAUCUAGAAAAAUAUGAAUAAAAACAAGAAAUAUUUAAAUACGUGAUUCCGUUUACAAUUUUUUUUUUUGCAAAUUUAACUAUUUAAAUUUAUUGCUUACUCUAAACUUUGUAUUUUAAUUUGAAUUCUUAUUUUCAUUCCCAAUACUGAUUUAUAUUCUGAUUCUGAGUUCUGAUUUUAAACUCUGAUUUGCAAGUUAUGAUUCUGAUAUUGUAUUCUUGUUCCGAAAUCUGAGUUCUGAUUCUGAAUUCUGAUUCUAAAUUCUUAUUCUGAAUUCAAAAUUUGCGUUACGUUAUUUUCGAACGCCAACUUAUGAGUUUAAAAAUAACAUUAAACUUUUUUCAAACUGUCUUUAAUAAGCCUUAAGAUUUUUUAAAGUGUAAAGAUUUUUAUUUUCUAUAAUACGGAAUGUUAACGGAUUCUACAGAUCAGUUAAAUGAGAUAACAUCACUAUCGAGUAAACAGGAAUUGAUUUAAGGUCGAAUAUUGAUUGUUAACAGUUUCGAGUUCGCAAUUACUCCUAUCACGAGAAUUGUAUGUUUUUUUAUGGAUGUUUAAAACAGGUGAAUACUUAUAAACUAUUUUACAUCGGACUGGAUCAAACACAAUUUGAACUAUGUUUGUGAAGUAUUUGAAUUUUAGGAAUGGGAUACAGAAUACAUUUAUUACAUAUUUGUUCAUAGAAUAGGUGGAGUAAUUGAGGCUUUUUUUAAUUCUUGUGAUAAAAAAUUGUUCAAUUUUAGGUUUUUAAAAAUUUUCUUACUGUGAUAACUGUGAUUUUUUACGAUUGUUGUAUUCUAUUCCGCUUGUUUUGUUGCUUUUGUUGUUGGAACAUUUGGAACAUUUGUUAUUAAAAUUUUUCAAAUUGAUAAUAGUUUAAAUCAAGCUUCCGAUAGUUGCUCUCUGAACCGUUUUGUUUUCUGUGUAAGCUUUAAAUAUUUAAAUUUGUCCAAAUAUCGGUGGAUUGUUGUGGUUAAAUUUUCACAGUUUUUUUAUUCCUUUUAUUGACUUUCUUAUUCCCUAAAAUUUUAAAUACUUUUAUGUUUCAUGUAUCAGCUUUGUAAUCACAAUACCCUAGUAAACAAAAAAAAAUUGACAUUGUGGUGAAGCGUACAUUACAUUUAGUUUAUUCUAAUGAACAACUUUGCCCAGCCUGAAUAGCUUUUGAUAGCAGUUUAGCCAAGUGAAAAAGUAUUACCGCUGUUUCUAAUCGUAAAUCUGCAAAACCCCCAGAGCCCAGCAACAACUUUUUUUCCAAUCUAACUUUCUCACAGUCACAGAGUAGCUACAUAUUGGGGAAAAAGAUGGUGUUCCUUCCUGUAGAUUAAAACAAACCGAUGAACAAACCGGAAAUGGCGGACUUUUUUCACUUGAAUGCACAGGGAUGGAAUUCGAACUAGCUUUAAUUUCGUAAGUUGAAAUGUUAGUUCCAAAUCAUAAAAAUGACUCUUGACGUCAGAUUUAACGAAAAACUUUGAGUGAUCUGUUCUUCAUAUUUAGUAAUAGUAAAGUUAUAGAUAAGGCUUUAGAAAUCAGAAAUUAAAUAACACUCGAUUCUACUGAUAACCUUUGUAAAUUAGACCAACCAGCCCUGAAAGAAAUAAGUGGGAUCACUACGAAAGAUAGAGUGGGUGUCGGAAUAAUGUUAAAAUUAAAAGGUCGAUGAGAACUAACAGCGUAUCUAUUUUUUAUCAACAAAGUCGUUGUAAAACAUUUGUGCUUGUUAAAAGAGUACUUUAAAUAAAUAAUGCAAACUUUUUUUUAGUAA
Uranotaenia lowii is the source of this 4765-nucleotide messenger RNA. RefSeq names its product neuropeptide F receptor (gene NPFR). Bases 697 to 2436 code for a protein of 579 amino acids. Gene Ontology annotation, molecular function: neuropeptide Y receptor activity. Gene Ontology annotation, cellular component: membrane. Gene Ontology annotation, biological process: G protein-coupled receptor signaling pathway. The record is from RefSeq and is a predicted model, not a curated record. The transcript has 2 exons. Lineage: Eukaryota; Metazoa; Arthropoda; Insecta; Diptera; Culicidae.